GGUGGCCGGGCCCCCCCCACGGGCGCCAUGACCUGGCCGGACGCCGAGGGCCCCAGGGACCACCCAGAGACUGCGGCCCCUCGGGGCUUUGAGGGACACCAGGGCUUGGAGGGACACCAGGACCCCAUGGACCACCAGGACUUCAUGGGCCACCAAGGCUCCCAGGACCAUCUAGGGACUAAGGCCCACCAAGGCCUUGAGGACCACCGGGGCUCCGUGGCCAACCAGGAGCCCAUGGGCCACCAGGACUUCAUGGGCCACCAGGACUUCAUGGGCCACCAAGGCUCCUGGGACCAUCUAGGGACUAAGGCCAACCAAGGCUUUGAGGGCCACCAAGGCUUUGAGGACCACCAGGAGCCCAUGGACCACCAGGACUUCAUGGGCCACCAAGGCUCCCAGGACCACCAAGGCUUGGAGGACCACAAAGGCUUUGAGGACCACCAGGACCCCGUGGCCAACCAGGACUUCAUGGGCCACCAGGACUUCAUGGGCCACCAGGACUUCAUGGGCCACCAAGGCUUCCAGGACCAUCUAGGGACUAAGGCCCACCAGGGCCCCUCGGCCAACCAGGGCUUUGAGGACCACCAGGACUUCAUGGGCCACCAGGAUCCCAUGGGCCACCAGGACUUCAUGGGCCACCAAAGCUCCCAGGACCACCAAGGCUCCCAGGACCAUCUAGGGACUAAGGCCCACCAGGGCUCCAUGGCCAACCAGGGCUUCAUGGACCACCAGGGCUUCACGUACCACGAAGGCUGCCAGGACCAUCUAGGGACUAAUGCCCACCAAGGCUUCGUGGCCCACCAGGGCUUCGUGGCUCCUCAGGGCGCUGGGGACCACCCAGGGACUAAGGGCCAUCAGGACUCCGUGGCCCACCAGGGCUCCCAGGACCACCCAGAGCCCAGCAUCACUCGUGGCCCCGUGGCCUGGGUAGACUUGAAGGUCCACCAAGGCUUCGUGGCCAACCAAGGCCCCAAGGACUACCUGGAGACCAAGGUCAAGCAGGGCCCUACAGCCUGUCUAGAGCUGAAGGUCCACCAAGGCUCUGGGGCCACCCAAGCCUCCAAGGCCCAUCUGGGGAUCAAGGGCCACCCCAUGGCCCACGUAGACCUGAAGCUCUGUGAAAGCUCAACGGCCAACCAAGGCCCCAUGGCCCAUCUCAAGACCGAGGUCAACCAAGGCCCCGUGGCCCCUCUAGACCCGAAGGUCCACCAAGACUCCAUGGCCAACCGAGGCCCCGUGGCCCCUCUAGACCUGAAGGUCCACCAAGACUCCAUGGCCAACCGAGGCCCCGUGGCCCCUCUAGACCCGAAGGUCCACCAAGACUCCAUGGCCAACCGAGGCCCCGUGGCCCCUCUAGACCUGAAGGUCCACCAAGACUCCAUGGCCAACCGAGGCCCCGUGGCCCCUCUAGACCCGAAGGUCCACCAAGGCCCGGUGUCCAACCGAGACUCCACAGCCCAUCAUCUAGAGACCAAGUCCCACCGAGACUUCGCGGCCAACUGGGCCACCCCGUCCCUUCUGUGUCCCCGUGUCCCCUCGGGCGCCCACCUGGGCUUGGUGCUGUUGACCUUGGGGUCCCUCCUGCUGCCGGGGACCUCGGGGGUGGCCCUGGAGUUCGGGGGCGCCCCGGGCCAAUGGGCGCGUUACGGCCGUUGGGCGCCGGGGGCCGGUGGCCAACUGAGCUUCAGCUUGAAGACCAACAUCUCCCGGGCUUUGCUGCUCUACCUGGACGACGGCGGCAACUGUGACUUCCUGGAGCUGCUGGUGGCCGAGGGGCGUCUCCGCCUCCGCUUCGCCAUCGCCUGCGCCGACCCCGCCACCGUCCAACCGCCCCCCGCCGUCAACGACGGCCGCUGGCACAUGGUCCUCCUCACCCGCAACGCCCGCGAGACCGCCCUGGCCGUGGACGGGGAGACGCGGGCGGCCACCGUCCGCUCCAAGCGGGCCGAGAUGGCGGUGGCCAGCGACCUCUUCGUCGGGGGCAUCCCCCCGGACGUCCGCCUCUCCGCCCUCACCCUCAGCACCGUCAAGUACGAGGCGCCCUUCCAAGGGUGGUUGGCCAACCUCAAGGUGGGGGAGGCCCCGGCCGCUCUCCUGGGGUCCCAGGGGGUGCGGGGCGAGGGGGAGGAGCGUUGCGCCCGUCACCCCCCCUGCGCCCACGGGGGGCGCUGCACCCUGCGCCGGGGGGAGCCCCGCUGCGACUGCGCCGGCACCGGCUACCGCGGGCCCUUCUGCGCCGAAGCCCCUGUGGCCAGGUCCUGGUGCAAGGUCCCCGUGCAACGUCCCCGUAGCCAGACCCCGUGGCCAGGUCCCAGUGCAAGGUCCCCGUGCGACGUCCCCGUGAGCGUGUCCCCGUGCGAGGUCCCCGUGAGCGUGUCCCCGUGCGAGGUCCCCGGUGCUGACGCCGGGGUCCCCGCAGGCCGGGAGGAGUACGUGGCCACCUUCAAGGGCAACGAGUUCUUCUGCUACGACCUGUCGCACAACCCCAUCCAGAGCAGCACGGACGAGCUCACGCUCGCCUUUCGCACGCUGCAGCGCAACGGGCUGCUCCUGCACACGGGGAAAUCCGCCGACUACCUCAACCUCUCGCUCAAGAGCGGCGCCGUUUGGCUCGUCAUCAACCUGGGCUCCGGCGCCUUCGAGGCCCUGGUGGAGCCCGUCAACGGCAAGUUCAACGACAACGACUGGCACGACAUCCGCGUCACCCGCAACCUGCGCCAGCUGGUGUCGGUGAACAGCCGCAGCACCCCUUUCCUGGCCAGCGGGGAGAACGAGGUGCUGGACCUGGAGGCGGAGCUGUAUUUGGGGGGGCUGCCCGAGGCCCGGGGGGGCCCCCCGCUGCCCCCCGAGCUCUGGACGGCGUUCCUGCGCUACGGCUUCGUGGGCUGCCUGCGCGACCUCUUCGUGGACGGCCGCAGCUGGGACGUGCGGCGCCUGGCCGAGACGCGGGGGGCCCCGGGGGUCACCCCCUUCUGCGCCCGCGAGCCCCCCCGACACUGCGCCAGCGGCCCCUGCCACAACGGGGGGCUCUGCCGCGAGGGCUGGAACCGCUUCAUCUGCGACUGCCUGGGCACCGGCUUCCUGGGACCCCGCUGCGAGACCGGUGGGUGGCGGGGGACCCCCCGAAUCCCUGGGUGCACCCCCAGACGGCAGAUGUCGGGCGCCCACACCCGCCUGGAGUUCCACAACAUCGAGACGGGCAUCGUGACGGAGCGGCGGUUCCUGGCCGUGGUGCCCUCCAACUUCCUGGGCCACCUCAGCGGCCUCCUCUUCAACGGGCUGCCCUACCUGGACCUCUGCAAGAACGGGGACAUCAGCUCCUGCGAGCUCAACGCCCGCUUCGGCCGACGGGCCAUCGUGGCCGACCCGGUGGCCUUCCGGGGCCGCGGGUCCUACGUGGCGCUGGCCACCCUCCAGGCCUACUCCUCCAUGCACCUCUUCUUCCAGUUCAAGACCACGGCCCCCGACGGCCUCAUCCUCUUCAACAGCGGCAACGGCAACGACUUCCUGGUGGUGGAGCUCGUCAAGGGGUGA
This is a messenger RNA of Calidris pugnax (ruff), 3534 nucleotides long. Its product is annotated as neurexin-2-like. The record is from RefSeq and is a predicted model, not a curated record. The transcript is spliced from 6 exons. NCBI's taxonomy places the organism in Eukaryota, Metazoa, Chordata, Aves, Charadriiformes, Scolopacidae. Bases 28 to 3534 code for a protein of 1168 amino acids.